Messenger RNA from Fraxinus pennsylvanica, 333 nucleotides. The record is from the annotation of a GenBank genome assembly. Lineage: Eukaryota; Viridiplantae; Streptophyta; Magnoliopsida; Lamiales; Oleaceae.
AUGCUAACUCUUCUCUCCACUCUUAUGAAAACAUCACAAGAAGAUAUCACAAGAGCUGAAUAUAUGCAGAAUAUUAACACCAGUGAUGCUGAGAUCGUUUCACAUACUCUCAACGGUCUUAGCAAUGAGUACAAGGAUUUGAAUACAGCAAUAAGGACUCGGGAGACAGCCAUGACAUUUGAAGAACUUCAUGACAAACUCCUAGACCAUGAGACAUUUCUGAAACAUGAAGAGGGAAAGAAGACAGCCCCACUCAUCACAGCUCAGUACAAUCAACAUCGACCCAACAACAAGAACAGACCAAGGAAUGGACACACAAACAAUGGCAUAUGA